UUGCUUCGAGAUACACAGUUUCAUAGUGGCUAUGAAGAAGAUGAUGAGACUGUAUGGUUACCCUGUCAGCUACUGUCAACUAUGCAGAGCCUUCCUUUACAUUCAGAAGACACACAAGUGGAACUUCUUAAGGUUCUACUGAACAUGUGCUGUGUGUCAGGUAUUACCAUCUCAGGCCAAGUGGUGACACAGGUGGUAGGGGUGUGUGGUCUGGCUUAUGGUAGAGGAGGAGGAGCUCUUCGUACUGCUGCACAGUCUGCUGCAUCUCAGGCUAUUGCCCAUCUCAUCAAGCAACUCAAAGAAGAAAGUGAAGAACAAGAAAAAAUCUUAAUUAAUAAAUGCAGAGAGGGAAAGGAGGAAAGCUACGAUGAAAGAACGGAUGAUGAUGAUACAGAAUACAUCGCUCCUGCUUACGAUGAAAUCGUACCUGUUAUAAAUCUGAUUGCUGAUAAGCUGGUUGAAGCUAAUAAGUAAGACAGUAGUAUAUUUAUU
Cherax quadricarinatus is the source of this 492-nucleotide messenger RNA. The record is from RefSeq and is a predicted model, not a curated record. NCBI's taxonomy places the organism in Eukaryota, Metazoa, Arthropoda, Malacostraca, Decapoda, Parastacidae.